This is a messenger RNA of Nycticebus coucang (slow loris), 2644 nucleotides long. It is a transcript of the gene PGBD1, whose product is annotated as piggyBac transposable element derived 1. The transcript has 5 exons. Lineage: Eukaryota; Metazoa; Chordata; Mammalia; Primates; Lorisidae. Gene Ontology annotation, molecular function: sequence-specific DNA binding. The coding region runs from base 346 to 2523 and encodes 725 amino acids. The record is from RefSeq and is a predicted model, not a curated record.
GCUACUAGGCUCCCGGCCCGGCAGCAUCCACAGCUGUCGGCCCCCGCCAGGCUGCAGGAAGCGCCGGCGACACCAGCUCGCCCGCGGCCUGGGCUCCGGGGAGGCGGCCGGCGCCCCCGAAUGUGGAACCCUGGGCCUCGGCACUCCCGUGGGAGCCUUUCACGAGGUCGGCCACGUCUUUGUUGUGUACUGUCGCUGAACUUUUGGUCUGUUAAACAACUAGACACGCACUUAUUGCCUGCCCACUGUGUGCCUGGCGCUGUGCUUAGGUGCUGGGGUGUGAUCUCAGUCAGAUAACGUUCUGGACCUGCCAGACUGUCCUGGCUACUGGCAUCUCAGCUCAAGAUGUAUGAAGCUUUGCCAGGCCCUGCUCUUGAAAAUGAAGAUGACUUUGUGAAAUUGAAAGAGGAAGAUCCCACCUGGGACCAGGUGUGUAGUGCACAAGAGGACAGUUCCCACACUCAGGAGCUCUGCCGUUUGCGCUUUCGGCAGUUCUGCUACCAGGAGGCUUCUGGGCCCCUGGAAGCUCUAGCCCAACUCCGAGAACUUUGUCAUCAGUGGCUAAGGCCAGAGAUGCACAGCAAGGAGCAGAUCCUGGAGCUGCUGGUGCUGGAGCAGUUCCUGACCAUCCUGCCCAGAGACCUCCAGACCUGGGUACAGAGGUAUCCUCUGGAGAGUGGGGAGGACGUAGUGACAGUGCUGGAGAAUCUAGAGACCAGAAGUGGAGACACAGGACACCAGACAUCAGUGAAGACUGAGGAAGAAACAGCCCAGGCCCCUGCCCCAUGGGAGUGGCCACAUCUGAGUCUGGCUCAGAGGAACCUCUGUGGGAACUCAGCUCAGAGGAAGGUUGCAAGCCUCAGUCUGAUGACUGAAGAAGUUGUAACUAAAGAUGGAUUGUUUAAUGCAAAGCAAGAAACUUCUGAAGAAAUGGAACAAGGUCAGGCGAUCUCAGGAACACCCAACAGAGGUCAUGCACCCCACAUCCCCUGUACUCCGGUCCCUAUUGAAAGGACAGUUACACAUUUGAACACUCUGAAGGACCAUCACCUGGGUGACUUGUGGGCCCAGACACACAUCUCAUCCUUGGAAUAUUCUACAGGCACUAUGACCCGAAAAGGGAGAAAAAAAGACAAAGCUCGAGUAAGGGAACUACUCCAAAGCCUUGCAUUUUCUGGUGACUCAGACAUGGAGGAAGAUAAUGAGCCUGAGACCCAGCCUGCUCAAAAGAAGCUAAAAGUGCCAAGUGUCCCAGAAAAAAAUUGGACCAAAAGAGAUAUUAAACCCAACUUUCCAAGCUGGUCAGCCCUGGAUUCUGGACUUUUGAAUCUCAAGAGUGAAAAGUUGAACCCAGUAGAGCUCUUUGAAUUAUUUUUUGAUGAUGACACAUUCAACUUAAUUGUCAGUGAAACCAAUAAUUACGCUUUUCAGAAAAGUGUCAGCUUGGCAGUCACAAUUCAGGAAAUGAGGUGUGUGUUUGGUGUUCUGCUUUUGAGUGGAUUUGUGAGGCAUCCCAGAAGGGGAAUGUAUUGGGAAGUCCCUGAUGCUGAUCAGAACUUUGUUAGAGAUGCAAUUAGAAGGGACCGAUUUGAAUCAAUUUUCUCAUACCUGCACUUUGCAGAUAAUGGCCACCUAGAUCAAAAAGAUAAGUUUACAAAACUGAGGCCUCUCAUACAGCAAAUGAAUAAAAAUUUCCUCUUGUAUGCUCCCCUGGAAGAAUACUAUUGGUUUGAUAAAUCAAUGUGUGAAUGCUUUGAUAGUGACCGAUUCCUGAAUGGAAAGCCUAUUAGAAUUGGCUAUAAAAUCUGGUGUGGUACCACCACACAGGGUUAUUUGGUUUGGUUUGAACCUCAUCAAGAAGAAUCAAGUAUGAAGGCAUAUGAAGAUCGUGGCCUUGGAUUAGGUGGAAAUCUAGUGAUGAGCUUUGCUGAUGUCCUUUUAGAGAGAGGUCAAUAUCCUUAUCACCUGUGUUUUGAUACCUUCUUUACAAGUGUCAGAUUGGUGUCAGCCUUGAAGAAGAAGGGGGUGAGGGCAACAGGAAUGAUUAGGGAGAACAGAACAGAAAAAUGCCCCCUUAUGAAUGGAGAACAUAUGAAAAAAAUGAAGAGGGGGUAUAUUGAUUUCCGAGUGGAAGAAAAUGAUGAAAUAAUUUUGUGUCGUUGGUAUGGUGAUGACAUUAUCAGUCUGUGUUCCAAUGCUGUAGGCAUAGAACCAAUUAGUGAGGUAAGUUGUUUUGCCAAUGAUGAAGAGAUCCCUCAGAUAAGUCAGCCAUCCAUUGUGAAAGUGUACAAUGAAUGCAAGGAAGGUGUAGUUAAAAUGGAUCAAAUUCUUUCCAAAUACAGGGUGAGGAUAAGAAGCAAGAAAUGGUACUCAAUUUUGAUGAGCUACAUGAUUGAUGCAGCCAUGAACAAUGCAUGGCAACUACAUAGGACCUGUAACCCAGCUGACUCUCUAGACCUCUUGGAUUUUCGGAGAUGUGUUGCGCAUUUCUACUUGGAACACAAUGCUCAUCUGUCAAAUUGAGGCAAACAAAUGGAUACAAUGCAGACAUUAGAAAUACAUAGAAAAAAUGAUAACUACACAUUAGAUUGUUCCCUUCCAGAGCAAAUCUGUUGUAUAUAGUGAAAAUAUUAAGUAAUAUUUU